Molecule: messenger RNA, 758 nt
Organism: Prorocentrum cordatum
Lineage: Eukaryota; Dinophyceae; Prorocentrales; Prorocentraceae
Source: the annotation of a GenBank genome assembly
CUCCCGUCUUUGAGCUCAACAGCGUUGCGCAACCUGUCUGUCAAUGGAACGGCUGGAUCACUGAGCUAGCCGUUCCACUGGACCAGGCGCUAAGGCGCGGUGCAUGCUCCGAGCAGCGCAUUGUUGGAGCAGCGCGCUGCAUGCUCCGAGCGGCCACGCAUGGGCAUUCCAUGGAUGACCCGCCCCUCUGCAACUUUGGAAUGCUGGAGGGCGGCGUCGUUACAAUCGACGCUGGCUGCUCGCCUCUGUUCGACAACGAGAUGGCAAAGUCACGAUUCAACAAGAAUGUGAUGAAGAAAUUCUGGGCCAGAGCUGGGCUUGUCAUCGCGCCCGAGGAGCUGGCCAGAUACCAAGGCGCAUGGCAGAAUGCUUCGACGAUGGCCGAGGAGCUCUCGGACGAGGUGCUGGAGUGGGUCACGCGCAACUUUCUAUGGGGCAAUAUGUCAAGGCACGGGCUCCUCUCUGACGGCCUUGCCGGAUACCUCCCGGACGACGAGCGCUGCGCUGCUGAGGUCAAGUUGGAGCUGCUGAUCAGAUUGACAACCGGACGCCGCGAGAGAAUACGCAACGACUCCAGCAUCGACAUCCUGAGUGAAGAAGAACUCGAUCGCGCCUUGAAAGAUUGGAAAGGCGACUACGAGCAAUGGAUGCACCCCCAGACGCUGCGAGCGUGGCGGGCGGCAUCGGGGCAGCCAUGGCAUCCAAUGUUGCGGCGCGCGUUCACCCGCUGGGAGCUAGAGUUGGCCCUUUUCUUUCUC